CGUAAGCAGUCGUGACUGGUGAAGCGGGAAAAAUGGCUGCCCAAAUUUAACUUCUGUCUGCUGCACGUGGACACAAGUUCAUACACCCGGAGCCGGCGUAGCGCAUUACACCGGCCGUGCUCGUGUAGUAGCGGGUCUGAAUCAUCGUUGGCCGCGGAGAGCGGCCCCUUCGACUUUGACACCCCGAGCAACGGCGAGUCGCGCUCGUGGCACAAAUUAUUAGACAAAUUGGAAAGGGAACAUUUUAAGUCUUGGAGAGCGGAUGAGUCACGGACCCGGUUCAGGAAAUACGUAGGGGACUGGUGAGCUGAUGAGAUCCCGUGCAAAAACAACCCGGCUUCAGUUUUAUAAAGUUCAUGUGCUUGAGCUUACACAUCGCACAUAGUGCUGCAGCUUUUUGCCGCUUCGUUUGCCUCAUUGGAUCAAUGCAGUCUGAUGGGUGUACUUUGAGGAGUUAGGCCGUGGAUUUGAGCCGAUUAAAUUUUAAAAAUAUGGAGAGCGAAGUAAGGCCAUCUACCUCUUCAUGCAUCUUCCUUCGAAGCCGUAAAUUUCUAACAGCACUCAUCCUGUACUCGUUUGUGGCCAGUCUCGUCAUCAUGCUUAUCCUGAACUCCACAAGAACCAUUAGGGCCCUCCAAGACGGCGGCAGGUUCUCCAUCAAUCUUCUGAACCUCACCCAGAGAAGAAUCCACGGAGGCAGCGCUCUAACGCCGCCAUCCCCUCCGCAUAAUGACACGCCCGACUUUAUCUUCUCCAAAAAGUCCAAAGACGAUCAAGGAUCAAAGAAACAGAGUGAAAACCACGAGAGGGGCGAAUGCGGGAGUAAUCGAGACGAGGGUUGCCACGGCAACAAAGACAUUAACAUUUCGGAAUUCAGAAGUAGAGACGAUCGGCUUCAUUCGGUCCAGCAGCAUUACAAGUCAAUGGUAGAUUUACAGCCUUUGGAUUUCCACUGCAACACGUGCGCUCUGGUGUCCAGCUCCGGCCAGCUUUUACACCAGCGAGCAGGCCGGCAAAUCGACAGCCACUCCUGCAUCCUCCGCAUGAACGUCGCACCCACCAAGGGCUUCGAGGUGGACGUGGGUUUUAAGACGACGAUUCGCAUCAUCUGCUUUAUCUCGACGCUGGGGCUGAAGACCAAGGCCUCAGAGCUCCUCACAGGGGCCCAGCAGGCCGAGAGGUAUCUGUUCUGGGGUCUGAACACCCCUAAACACAAGGAGGCACUGAAGAGGGUACAGAUGCUUGCCAAGGGGUACGACGCCGAGUUUUACUCCUUGGACGAUGCCGGGGAGACAGAGGCUGUCAGGCUGUUUGAGAGUGAAACUGGGAAGGACAGGGCAAAAACAAAUUCCUGGCUAUCCACCGGCUGGUUUACCAUGAUGCUAGCCAUCGACAUGUGUGAGGAGAUUCACGUCUAUGGCAUGGUGCCUGACGACCAUUGCAGGAAAUACAGCCACAAGCCAGUCCGCUACCACUACUGGCAGACCUCGUGGGGCCCCAGCGAGUGCGAUCACUACAAAGCCAACGAGUACACCAAAAAGGGCGGACACCGGUUCCUGACCGAAAAAGCCAUCUUCCAACGCUGGGCCAUGAAAUACAACAUCACGUUCCACAACCCGGGAUGGAAUCUGGACAAAAGAAGGCGCUCGGCAGAUAAACCCAUCAAUACACCUUUCAUGAGGAGGGACGGCAAUAGCUAACAGCAGAUCAAGUCUUCAAUUUUGUGACGCGUUCUGUCAAAACCAGACACUUUGAGGCUGAUCUUGAAAUAAAGAUUCAUCCAAAAUUAAGAUGUGGCAUAAUUUUUUUCAAUGUGGAGGUGAAUGAUCCUAUAUGUCUACAGGGUAAAGUUCUGUAAAGGUUUCUGACGAUAAUUUUGUCUCCGAAGGGACUUUUGAAAUGAUUUUGGAGAGGUGUGUCGGUUCAAGAAAUGCAUAACUUGAACCCUGACUGCGUAAUUUCUCUGUUUACACCUUGGUGAAAUUACAAACUUCGUAUGAGCAUAAUUUUGCCAAAGGGAAGUCCGUUUUCAUUAACCCUCCUACUGUUUGAACAGUCACAGACAGUCAAAAGUUCCAUCCACUUCCCCUGCCAUGCCUUUUACACAGGCU
Patiria miniata (bat star) is the source of this 2111-nucleotide messenger RNA. Its product is annotated as alpha-N-acetylgalactosaminide alpha-2,6-sialyltransferase 3-like. Bases 492 to 1700 code for a protein of 402 amino acids. NCBI's taxonomy places the organism in Eukaryota, Metazoa, Echinodermata, Asteroidea, Valvatida, Asterinidae. Gene Ontology annotation, molecular function: alpha-N-acetylgalactosaminide alpha-2,6-sialyltransferase activity. The record is from RefSeq and is a predicted model, not a curated record. The transcript is spliced from 7 exons. Gene Ontology annotation, biological process: ganglioside biosynthetic process.